Molecule: messenger RNA, 1044 nt
Organism: Pochonia chlamydosporia 170
Lineage: Eukaryota; Fungi; Ascomycota; Sordariomycetes; Hypocreales; Clavicipitaceae
Product: gliotoxin biosynthesis protein GliK
Exons: 1
Coding region: 1-1044 (347 amino acids)
Molecular function (GO): gamma-glutamylcyclotransferase activity
Source: RefSeq, a predicted model, not a curated record
AUGGCACCUGCCGCAAACUCACAAUCCGUGGCGUCGGCCGCCUUGGACAAGGCCGACGUCUCAGCCCGACAGCCCGCUCGAGAUUCAUACCCUCCAGCCUCGUCAAUACCUACAACAUCGGCAGCACGGCUCGCAAAGUCUGCUGAGGGUGCCACCCAGGGCUUAGAUGCGUCAGCCAGUGAUACUGUGCUGUAUCUGGCCUAUGGCUCUAACAUGUGUGCCAAAACGUUCCUCGGUGUCCGUGGCAUUCGACCUCUGUCACAGGUGAAUGUUGCAGCUCCCAGUAUACGACUCACUUUCGAUCUCCCAGGAGUGCCGUAUCGCGAGCCGUGUUUUGCAAACGUUGGAUUUCGAAAUGUGCCAGAGGAGAAGAAGGCACAUCGCGCCGAGUCCGUCCACCAAGAUAUGGAAUGGGAUGGGAGCCUCAUCGGGAUAGUCUACGAGGUCACUCAGAAGGACUACAGAACAAUUAUGCGCACAGAAGGGGCUGGAUCGAGCUACAAAGAGAUAGUUGUUCCCUGUUACCCCAUUGCCCCGAAAGAAACUUUCCCAAAGGGGCCAACGCCAUUCCUCGCAAGGACACUGUACGCGGCGUACAAUUCAAAUGGAGAUGACAAUAGGAGAUGGUGGCAGCGCCUCCUGGACGGCCGACAAAGACCAGAUCCUAACUACGCUCAGGCGAGUCUGCGUUACCUUAAUCUCCUCCGGGACGGUGGAAGGGAACAUGAUCUGCCUGCCAGCUAUCAAAAAUACCUGGCAUCAUUGCACUCUUAUAUGACAACGAGAUGGACUCAGAAAGUGGGACAAUAUGUGUUCCUUGCCCUUUGGGCUCCUCUGUUGAUAUUCAUCCUCUCCAUGACAGGAUUUCUCGCCGAUGAGACGGGAAAACUUCCACCCUGGCUUGCAAAAGGCGUAGCCAUGUUAUUUAACGUCAUGUGGAUGUCGUACGAUGUUGCCUUUAAGCCUAUAUUUGGCGACGGUGAGAGAACCGAGGAGGAGAAUUCGGAGGACGAAGGUUCGCUUGUAGGAAAUGUUAAGGCGUAA